GUCUCUCCCUCUGGGGGACAGCGGGUUUCGGGCCCUGUGUGGUCGCGGGUGAACAAUCCUCGCGUGUUUUCAGUCACGUGGGCGCGACUUGCUGUGGAAGUCGUGUGGAAACUCUAUGUUAACGGUGUCGUCGGAGACGCGGGGUGUUAGCCUCCGUUUAGUUUGGUUUUCCGAACUUCAGCGCAGCAGGACGGGUGGGGGCGCCCCGUGAGCACCAGGGGCUCUCCCCUCCCUCUCCUCUCCUGCAGCCCCCCCAUCCACCUGCAGCCCCUCCGCACGCCUCACCUGCAGCCGCGCCCCUGUGCCCGCUCCUGCCUCCCCAGCUGCCAGACUCGCCUUGGCACUCGCUUCCCGGGACUCGGGGGUGAAGCUCUUGCCUGCGGGAGCCCAGUUUCUUCAGGAACCACCCGGAGCAAGAGGGAGCUGACGUUGUCAUUCAGAGCUUGGAAGAGGGACCUUGGACCCCUGGACACUGCCUCAGGAGGGGACUUUACACUCUCCCUUGAAGAGAAUCCAGGCUUCCCGGAGACUUGAGUGACCAGGAGCCACACAGCCUGCCACACGCUCUUUCACCCAACAGUAUGUGAGUGAGGCGAUCCACAGACUUGGCUGUGGCCAGAGGCUGGUGUUUCCACUGCAUAGAAUAUUCUACUCAGUGCCAAUUACCAGAUGCUCCAGACCCUGGGUGAGGGCUCCUACACCAAGAUGAAGCUUUCCUGACACACGCUAACUGGCACUGAGGUGGCCAUAAAGAUCAUCCAAAAGUCACAGAAGAGAACAGAGGUUCCCUGGCCCAGGAGGUAUGCUUCAGAGCCACCUGCACAUUGUCCAGCUCUUCCAGGUCCUGGACACCAAGGGCGAGCUCCUCCUGGUGAAGGAGCACAUGGAGAACUGGUGCACAUGGAGCACAUGGAGAGCUACUCGACUACCUGCAGGACCAUGGGAGCCUGAUAGAGAGCAAGGUCUGCAGUAAAUUCCAGCAGAUCCUCUCUGCCCUAAGCUGCUGCUACUACUAAGGAAUUAUGUCCUGGGACUUGAAUCCUGAGAACCUCUUGAUGGACCUUCAAAAGAACAUCAAGCUGGUGGACUUCAGCCUGAACAUGCAGUGCUCCAACACUCAGCUGAGUACGUCCUGUGGCAGCCCCAAGUAUGCCGCCCCUAAGAUCUACCCUCUGCAACACUGUGAUGGGGGACAUCUGGAGCCUGGGAGUGGUGCUGUACUUGAUGGUGACUGGGUCGCUACCCUUUGUGGGGGACAAGCUUUGGGAGCUCAGGCGGCAUAUCUUCAGCGGCUCUUUCCAUGUGCCCGACUACCUGUCGCACCAGUGCUGGGAACUGAUGAGCAAGUUGAUGGCACUGAACCCCUGGAGAACAAGAACAAAACCAUCCUUCAACACCCCCAGGUACAAGUGACAGAGGAAAUCCUGGCCUUCAGGGAGCGGUCCUAUGUCCACCACAACCCGGCCAUUACUAAGGCCUUGGUCACCAUGGGGUUAAACAGAGACCAUAUCCACAGCUCGGUGUCACAGAUGGUAUGGAGCUGUAGAAGGCCUGUUCUGUGGUCAGCAGGAGCUGCAGGCUCCUCUAGGCUCCCUGAGGAGUCAAACUUCUGGGAAUCCAGAGGAGGAAGAUUGAUGGUGAGAGCAGCAGCCUGCGGGGAAGGGAAUGGAGGAAAGAUGGGUUUUCCAAGGUCACAGAGGAUGGCUGCGACUGAGGUGGCUCCUGAUGAAAUGAUGGGCUCCCAUCACUGCUGGACUGAACUUUCAGAUUACCUGCUCUUCCUGUGGGAGCUCUGGAGGCUUGGAGGCAUCUGAAUGCUGUUUUUCCACUUGAUGAAGACAGUUGGAAAUGGAUCUUUUUGUUAAAAUUUCUAUCCAAUGAAACAUUAAAUCAGUGUUUGAAAUAGACUGCAUAUACUUGUAUGUAUGAAUGCACACACAAUUCUAAUACAUGGUAAUCACAUACUUAAAUUUUCUUUAAAAUCCCUGUGAUCAGCAGUGAAAAUUUUAGAAAUUGUAGAAAGUCACAUCCAUAAUAGGGUGAUAUGAAAUGGCCUUGUAAAUUCAUACCUGUGAAACAGACUGACCUGGGAAACAGACCUGCCAAUGUCUAUGUAAUUAGGUAUUUGGGCUCUUCUAUUUAGGAUCAUGUGCAUGU
Molecule: messenger RNA, 2157 nt
Organism: Talpa occidentalis (Iberian mole)
Lineage: Eukaryota; Metazoa; Chordata; Mammalia; Eulipotyphla; Talpidae
Exons: 6
Coding region: 1023-1814 (263 amino acids)
Biological process (GO): protein phosphorylation
Molecular function (GO): ATP binding; protein kinase activity
Source: RefSeq, a predicted model, not a curated record